Molecule: messenger RNA, 2239 nt
Organism: Thrips palmi
Lineage: Eukaryota; Metazoa; Arthropoda; Insecta; Thysanoptera; Thripidae
Gene: pyx
Product: transient receptor potential channel pyrexia
Exons: 7
Coding region: 176-2239 (687 amino acids)
Biological process (GO): monoatomic ion transport; transmembrane transport
Cellular component (GO): membrane
Molecular function (GO): monoatomic ion channel activity; protein binding
Source: RefSeq, a predicted model, not a curated record
AACGCGCAGCACGAAGCGUGCCCGCGAGAAAGCAGCCAAAAGUUGAUGAAAAUUUCUGAACUAUGAGUGUUUGGUCAGAAUAACCGGGCCAGAGGUUGUGGUAGAUUUCAUAAUUAGCUUCACAAGUGUAUGUCUCAUUUACGGAAAUUUUACCGUCCGACCCGGCAUAAACUUUAUGGGCGAAACUGCCGGGUUGCUGCAAGUUUUGGCGGGCACGCCAUGGGCACGCGGAGAGCCAACCCAGCCGCGAGAAGGGAGUUUUGAUGAAGCGGUUCUUCCGCUUCGCCGCUCUGCUGUGCAGGUGGACGUGAACGCCGGGCUGUCGGGCGGCGCGGCGUGCACCAGGGCGCCCCUGCACUACGCCGUCCAGAGCGACGCCACCGACUGCGCCCAGCUGCUGCUGCAGGCCGGCGCCAUCCCCAACACGCCUCAAGUGUUCACCGAGACGCCGCUGCACGUGGCCGCCGCCCUGGGGUCGGCGUCGUGCGUCGGCCUGCUGCUGGAGCACGGCGCCGACGUCCGCGUGCAGUUCGGCGCCAUGCGCGCCACGGCACUGCACCUGGCCGCCGAGGACGGCAACGCGGAGUGCGCGCGGCUGCUGCUGGAGGCGGGGGCGGACACCACGGCCAUCAACUGGCGGCGGCAGACGCCGCUGCACCUGGCCGCCCACGCGCAGUCCGCCGCCACCAUCCAGCUGCUGCUAGCGCGCCGCGCCGACCCCAACAGCCAGGACGACGACGGCCGCACCCCGCUGCACUGCGCCAUCGUCAAGCUGUCCCGCUCCUGCGACUGCGUGCGGCUGCUGCUGCAGGCCGGCGCCGCGGUGAACCAGGCCGACAGCUUCGGCUACACGCCACUGCACAUGGCCGCCCUCAACGAGUUCUCCAACUACGUCCUGCUGCUGCUGGCGCACGGCGGCGACGUCACGGCGCGCACCAAGGGCAACGUGUCCGUGCUCUCGUUCAUCGUGCGCCGCACGCCCGACGUGCUGCCCAAGUUCGUGCAGAGGCUGGACCAGGCCGUGCGCCUGCACGACCACGAGAUCGGCGACGUGGACUGCGAGCUCAAGAUGGACUUCCGCAUCCUGGUGCCGAACGCGGACCGCGGCGAGAGCGUGCUGUUCCUGGACCUGAUCGACGUGGGCCAGCGCAGCAUCCUGCAGCACCCGCUCUGCGAGACGUUCCUCUUCCUCAAGUGGCGCCGCAUCCGCAAGUUCUUCCUGCUGUCGCUGCUCUUCCACGCCGCCUUCGUCGUGCUCUACUCCGUGUACGUCAUCGGCGUGUACCCGCGCAACUGCGACGGCGAGCAGCUGCCGCGGUACAUGUGCCAGAUCCCCAUGGCCACCACCGUGUCCGGCUACGUGCUGCUGGCCAUGAACGGGCUGCUCGUCACCAAGGAGGCCUUCCAGCUGGCGCACGGCUUCCGCGCCUACGUCCGCCACUGGGAGAACUGGCUGCAGCUCCUCAUCGUGGUGUCCGUGUUCCUCUGCGACAUUCCUUCCGGCCGGGUGUCCUCGUGGCAGCACCACAUGGCGGCGCUGGGCAUCUUCCUCACGUGGCUGGAGCUCAUGAUGAUCGUGGGCCGCUUCCCCACGUUCGGCCUGUACGUGCAGAUGUUCACCACGGUGGCCGUCAACUUCUCCAAGUUCCUGCUCGCCUACUGCUGCCUGCUGUUCGCGUUCGGCCUCAGCUUCGCCGUGCUGUUCGCCAACUACCCGCCCUUCGCCAACGUGCCGCUGUCGCUGCUUAAGACGGUCGUAAUGAUGUCGGGCGAGCUCGAGUUCGAGGACAUGUUCUACAACGGCCAGCCCGGCGAGGAGAUCCAGUUUCCCUACACGGCGCACUUCCUCUUCCUCAUGUUCGUCGUCCUCGUCACGGUCAUCCUCACCAACCUGCUGGUCGGGCUGGCCGUCAGCGACAUCCAGGGGCUGCAGAAGUCCGCCGGCCUGGACCGCCUGGUCCGGCAGGCCGAGCUGGUGGCGCACCUGGAGAGCAUGCUGUUCUCGCGGCUGCUGCGGUGGCUGCCCGCCAAGCUGCUGGCCGUGUGCCACCGGUCGGCGCUGCUGCUGUCCUCGCCGAGGUCCUGCGCCAUCUUCAUCCGGCCCAACGACCCCCGCGAGCACCGCAUCCCGCGCUACCUGGUGCGCCGCGCCUACCGCCUCGUGGCCGAGCGCCGCGACCGGGGAACUAUAGCUGACAGAAGAUUCUUUUCAUGCAAGAAAUCAGCCAGCAAAACUUAG